ACCACCAACGACCAAUUCAAGGACGAUUGACGACCUUUCGCACUCGCCAUGCCUCCCAAGUUCGAUCCCAAUGAGGUGAAGAUCAUUCACCUGCGAGUGACUGGUGGUGAGGUCGGAGCCCAGUCUGCUCUGGCUCCCAAGAUUGGUCCUCUCGGUCUGUCUCCCAAGAAGAUUGGUGAAGACAUCGCCAAGAACACCGGUGACUGGAAAGGUCUCCGUGUGACGGUCCGUCUUACCAUCCAGAACCGUCAGGCCGCCGUCUCCGUCGUGCCCUCGGCCUCUUCUCUGGUCAUCAAGGCCCUCAAGGAGCCUCCCCGUGACCGCAAGAAGGAGAAGAACAUCAAGCACAGCAAGUCGAUCCCUCUCGAGGAGAUCUUCGACAUUGCCCGCCAGAUGCGCCACCGCUCCCUGGCCAAGGAGCUCAAGGGUACCGUCCUUGAGAUGCUGGGUACUGCUUUCUCCGUCGGUUGCCAGAUCGACGGUCGCAGCCCCAAGGAUGUCUCCGAUGACAUCAAGGCUGGCGAGAUCGAUGUUCCCUCGGAAUAAAUUAUGAUCCGGAUUUUCAAGAUGGUCGUCAAUCUGUAUUGGCAUGCUAGUUAACGAAAAUACGAUCAUGAUCUUGCCCGAAGUGUUUUACUUUUACGAGUUAUGACAUUUAAGAUUCCCAUUGGUCUAAUCGACCAACCUCUGUUCACUUUCCUUCCUCUCUUUUUCCUUUUGUCUUUGCUUUCCAGUUUACCUUCCAAUCUCCAUGGACUUUAUGGUUUACUCGCCCUCGGUACGAGCCAGAUCAUAUACAUCCAUCCCCUCCAACCUUUGCAACACUCUGGCCCUUACCGUCCUUUCCCGCCUUCGGGCCUGGAUUGGAACCUUUUACCACGUGGUAUAGGCUUAUUUUGCGCAAAGGAGAUCAACGACCCGCUACUCACCGCGGUAUCUUAAAAGGGGGAGCCUCGUGCUCUUCCUCGGUGGAUACAGUGGUCCAUUUUACGGUCUACAAACCUGACAAGAAAGUAUCUUUUGUUUUCUUGUCCCCCCAUGGCACGUGUUAUCUACCGGCCAUGGGAUGGGGGUGUCCCCACCCCCGCGUAGCUUAGUUAGUCGUAGAAGCAAUCAAACAAUCAUUCAAUCAAUUUCCGAGACUCAAA
This is a messenger RNA of Aspergillus candidus, 1148 nucleotides long. RefSeq names its product 60S ribosomal protein uL11. Gene Ontology annotation, biological process: translation. The transcript has 5 exons. NCBI's taxonomy places the organism in Eukaryota, Fungi, Ascomycota, Eurotiomycetes, Eurotiales, Aspergillaceae. Gene Ontology annotation, cellular component: cytosolic large ribosomal subunit; ribosome. The coding region runs from base 49 to 546 and encodes 165 amino acids. Gene Ontology annotation, molecular function: large ribosomal subunit rRNA binding; structural constituent of ribosome. The record is from RefSeq and is a predicted model, not a curated record.